This is a messenger RNA of Scylla paramamosain (green mud crab), 7223 nucleotides long. Its product is annotated as rho guanine nucleotide exchange factor 10-like. Gene Ontology annotation, biological process: actin cytoskeleton organization; positive regulation of stress fiber assembly. The transcript has 18 exons. The record is from RefSeq and is a predicted model, not a curated record. The coding region runs from base 429 to 6695 and encodes 2088 amino acids. Gene Ontology annotation, molecular function: guanyl-nucleotide exchange factor activity. Lineage: Eukaryota; Metazoa; Arthropoda; Malacostraca; Decapoda; Portunidae.
GAGCGACUCCCGGGCAGGCAGGUUGGAGUGCGCGAGUUUGUCCUCAGUUCCCAGCCACCCAUCGCCCGCACCUGUUGUGUGUACCCGUCCGUGUCUCGGUGCUGCCAUCAGGUAUAUCAGUGUGUGAAGUGUUGUUGCGCAUACCCAUUCAUGCCGCAAAGGUCACGUGUUCUCGAAGUAUUCCCGUGUUGUGCGUGUGAUGAAAAAAAAGUUCAAGAAAUGUAACAUAGCCACAGCCUCGUCCCAGGAUCAUGUGUGGCAUGGACAAGCCGCGGUGAGGCACACAAGUACUCUGGUGGUGUGAUCUAUGAGACAGGCGACUGUGUGAGUGGUGGUGGUGGUGGUGGUGAUUGUGGUGCGUCGAAGCCGGUGUGACACUAAGGAUAAUGGCACGAAAGUGUGUGUAAAAGGCGUCUGAUCGGCCACAGAUGGAGGCAGAGAUGAAGGCCACCACCAAGAGAGAGUCUGGUGAGGAUAAUCUCAUUGACGCGCCUUUGACAGGGGACGAGAGUGAGGUUUCUGGCGACGGCUGCUCCGACGCGCCGGCAGGAGUCGAUGACGAGGUGCAGCUGGAGGGCCAGAAAGGCUCCAGCCUCCCACUUCUCCCCGCCAGCGACGGCAACAAUAAUCAGAGCGGUGACAUUGGCGACACGCAGGGUUUGAUUUUGCCCGCGGAAAAGGAGGUAAAGGAAGAACUGAAUCAAAGAAGCGAAGCAGGAGACAUCAUGUUGACCCAGAACAAGGAAGAGGUGGGCGUGCCAGACGUCAGCUUCGAGGUGGACGAGGAUGCCACUGAUCUUAUGACUGCCAUUUGCCGCGUGCUGCCGGAGUUAAAGGCCCUAAACUCCACCAGCGACCGGCGACAUUCCUGUGAGUUCCGGGAGGACCCACCCACGGAAAUGGGAGGGAGGAGCCGCUGCCGCAGGGGUACGGCUCCCUCGCUGCUGUUCACCCCGCCCCAGGCCCCCCGGGGUCCAGAAUGUGACGACGCCCAUCUGAACAAUAUUUGUAACGAGGCCCACGACACGUGUCCUGCUCAUGAAAAUUCCAGUACUGAUGAGUCACUUCCUGAACAGGUGAAGGAGGAAGAUCAUCAAAGUGACGCGAGUGUUCCUCAGGGCAAGACGGAACAAAAACUGGAGGAUGAAAGGACAACAGAAACAAUCCUCGAGGCCUCUGAAGCACUAGAGGUGGAGGCGACGCCGGAUGCUGUGUGUAGUGAGCCUCCAGCGGCUGUGCCUAGUGAGCCUCCACCAGCUGUGCCUAGUGAGCCUCCAGCGGCUGUGCCUAGUGAGCCUCCACCAGCUGUGCCUAGUGAGCCUCCACCAGCUGUGCCUAGUGAGCUUCCACCAGCUGUGCCUAGUGAGCCUCCACCAGCUGUGCCUAGUGAACCUCCGGCUGAGGAGUGUGGCAGUGACUGUGAUAGUGGUGAGGCGAGUAAGGAAAAAGAGGCACCGCUGGAGACUGGAACGAACGAAAGUCAAGGCAGUUUAGACCAAGCCGAAGAAAGCAUAGUGGAGGCGGAGAGUAAUGACGCUGACCAAGACUACGAAAUAGAGAUCGCAGUCGGGGACAGUUCAGUUGAAGACUCUUGCCAAGCGGCGUCCACGUCUGCGGAGAGUGAGACGCCAUCGGCAGAGGGGCCCUCACAGAAUACUGACGGAGAGCCGCACUACGCCACGGUUCACAAAGGGCGGCCAGUGCCUGUGCCUCCUGAUGAAGCAAAGCACGAAAAUUGCUCCGUGGUGACUCCAGAAGGGGAGGAAAGUUGCCCUGCACUACCUGGGAUCGAGGCAGCCAGCGACGAGCAUGCUUAUGAUUGUCCGAAACAUGUGGAUGAAAGGAGUGACAGCGCUGAAGACUUAACUCACGCCCUUGAGAGUGGCGUAAGUGGCGUGUGCAGACGACAAGAAGCUGGUUGUGAGGGCGUACCCGCGACCUGUGAGCCAAUCUAUGAAACCAUUGAAGACAGGAAUGAGAGAGAUAGUAAUAACGAGGGGAAUGGAGCAGACUGUGACUCCAGGUCGAGCAGGUCGAGUCGCUCCAGUCGGUCGAGCACGCUGAGCGGGCCUUGGUGUGAGGACCGCAUCUACGAGGAUAUCUCAGACCUGGGCAGUGGCGGCGGCGGGGUCCGGGGCGGCGGGGCAGGAGGCACGACGGGAGGCGGCAACGAGGAGACGUGGGUCUCUCGCCGCCUUCACGUGCACCGCCAGCUGUCAUCCUCAGACUCUUGGGGCUCCGAGGAUUUCGAGUCGUACUCCAGCAACGAAGAGGAGAACGGAGGAGGCCCGGUCAAGACACAGGCGCCCAAGUCCACGCAUUGGUAUGAUGGGCUUGACGGAGCGGCGCAAAAUGUGCAGUGUCGUGACUCGGAAGAAACAACCUCUUCUACGCAAAAUGAAAAUGAACAAACAAAUAAUGAAGAAGAAAUAAAAUCGUGGUCCAAUUCAAAUGGAGAGAGCGGAGGGUGUGGGGAAGCAGGCAGUGGUGAUGACGACAGCCCGCGCAGCUCCAGCACCAGCCAGCUUUUUACCAUCAACGAAGAAUGUGCAGAAGAAGGAGACUUGCCCAUGCAAAGCACCCCAAUCAGCCUUGAUGCUCGCUGCCUGGAGGAAGUGGACGCCUUCAUUCCGUCGCCCAGGGUGGUCCUGCGGGACGGGGAGUCCCUGCUUGGUGAUGACCUCCUAAAUCGCUGGAGUAUCGCGGGAUCUGGAAUACACGACUCCCCGAGCCUCAAAGAAUCCAUAGUUCGUGACGCGUGGCACGAGUCCCCGCGCAGUAAUCCUGAUGUGGCGGCCUUGGGGCGUGAUUCGGAUUCAGGAGAGGAUUCCUCAAACGAUGUUUCUAAGGACUCGACGCUCGGUGACGCCGAAGCUGCUGGUGAAGACUCAGGGAAUCACGGGUCCUCUGACUCAGUGCUGCAUGACUCUGAUGACAUACGAAUGAACACAAGUCAGAGUAUGUUGGACUUGCCCCGGUGCGUGGCGGAGGACGUGCCGCGGGCGGUACGGGCCACGGGGCUGCGGCGCAGUGCCAGCCUCACCCUCGGCAGGAGCCAAAACCUGGAGAACUUCAAACAACGUAUCCUGCGGAAAAGAGAACAGUGGCGAGAAAGGAGGCAGUCCACAAAGGGUCUGAAGGAUGCCGCACGCAAGGACUCUAAGGAGGAUCAGCCAAAGGACGCUACCAUCAAGCCAUCUGAAGACCAUCCUGCCCCUGCCUUGGACAACAAACUAUACCGUUGGUUUUCGCUUCGGAAAAGUGUCAACUACGACGUUGAACGCCGGAGCAGCACCAUCGCAAACACCGAGCGCACCAGCUCCUACACGGCCACUGCCAAUGGCACCAACGGAGUCACAAACAACAGGAUGCCAAAGCUCUUGGAAGAGGCGGACUCAGAGCAUGGGGGUCUGUUUGCCGAGAACGGAGGGGUGUUUACCCACACCUUCCAGCGCAGACACCAGCCUCCAGCUCUCCCCCCAAUGCCUCCAAACCUGAGUCCUGAGCAGAUCAAGAGACGGCACAUAGUUGCCUCUAUAGUUCACAGUGAGAACAAUUAUGUGGCAACCCUCCAAAGACUAGUCAAUGAAUACAAAAAGCCACUUGAGGACUCCAAGCCGCCAGUUGUGAAUGCAGCCAAACUCACUACGCUGUUCCACCGGGUGUCGGAGAUCCUGCAGUGCCACACGCUGUUCCGCAUUGCCCUGGCCGAGUGUGUCCGCCAGUGGGACCGAGAGGAGAAGAUUGGGGAUGUGUUUGUUGCUUCAUUUUCCAAAGCUAUUGUUUUGGACAUAUACAGCGACUUUAUUAAUAACUUUGCUCGUGCCAUGGAAGUUGCAAAACAAGAGUCAAAAAAGAAAACUGCAUUUGCUGACUUCUUAAAGAUGCGUCAGAUCACCUCGCCUGAUCGACUGUCAUUCUUUGGACUCAUGGUGAAGCCUGUUCAACGCUUUCCACAGUUUAUUCUUUUCCUCCAGGACCUGCUGAAGCACACUCCACAGGGUCACCAUGACAGAAUGUCCCUACAGUUGGCUCUCACUCAGCUUGAGUCUUUGGCUGAAAUGCUGAAUGAGAGAAAGCGAGAGGCUGAGCAGUAUCAGGCUUUCCGAGACACACUGAAGCACAUUAACACCAAAUUUGCCCUGCGAGGAAUACAAGAAGGGAACCGCUACUUGCUACGCCAAGAUGACGUCUUACAGCUGGAAUUCAACCAAGGUGGACUCAUAACCAAGAGCAAAGCACGCAGACUCUUCCUCACCAACGAUCUGAUCAUGUGUGUCACUGUGGUGCCAAAGACCAAUGAUGAGUAUGGGCAGCAGAAUGAACGGCUGUCCCUCAAGUGGGCGUACCCUGUCACGGAUGUGGAGAUCCAAGACACCACAUCCUCCCCAACGCUGAGUCGCCUCCUAGCUUCAGGUGCCAACAAGACAGGCUCCAUCAGCACUUCGCGCAUCCCUGAAGAGACCCUGGGUUCCAAUGUGGACAGUUUGUGCCAAGAAAUGAAUGAUCUCAUGCAUGAUUAUGAGGUUGUUGCUAGAAUAUCCACACUAGUCUCUACACUCAAGGGGACAUAUGAUGGUCUCACCUUGGAGCAUCUACAACAAGUUUCUGGAAGUAUUCAGAGAGCAUUGCAUGUUCGAGAUGAGCAAAUGGCGUGGGUUGAUGCCUGCUGCCUCCAGUUUACUGUCAAGAACAAGGAUGGGCGAGAAAAGGAGACAUUUACUUUCCAAACAAAUAAUCCUGUCAUCAAGAAAGACUGGAUUGUAGAGCUCCGCUUAGCACAGCUGGCACUCGACAGUUCCAACUCUCCAGCUUGGGAUGUGCCAGAGCAGGAGAAGCGACCAUCAACUAAAAUGCCUCUGUUCGUUAAGUCACUUCCAGUUUUCUCUUCACCUUAUGACACCGAGGUGCGGUGUGGGUGCUGCUACACCUUGACCAUGGCCAGGCCAAGCCGGCUCUCUGGGACAGGGAGACACCAGACUUACCUGUGGCUGUGCUCCACUGAUGGUGUCUCCUCUCACAUCACCAUCUACCUCAUGCAGCAGGUUGGCCUAAGGGAGGUAGUGCGGGUGGAUCUGGUGGAGGUGUGCAUCACCUCACUGCAACAUGUGCCAGGCAUCACCACCACCACUGAGGAGCCUUCCCUGCGUGCCCACACAGUAUGGAUGGGCACUCACUCACAUAGAUUGAUAGUGUACAGUGGUCUGGAUCCAGAGCGACAAACAGAACUUGGGUCAACAACAGUUCCAGCAGCCAUCACCACCAUCAAGUAUCAUUGUGACCAGGUGUAUGUUGGACUCAGCAAUGGAUGUGUCCAGGUGUAUCGACGAGGCUCUGAUGGAGGGUGGCAGUUACGGGAGCCUCUCAGCAUCAACCUCGGCAACCGGCCUGUCUCUGCCCUCCUGCCCAUUAAUACUCAUGUCUAUGCUGCUUGUGGAGACAAUGUGCGAGUGGUGGACUGCUUCACUGCUGAAAUAACUAAAAAGUUCUCGGUUCAUCAUGAAGGUGCUGGUGGUGUGCAGCUGAUGGCUCACUCAGGCAUUGGCCUCUGGAUUGCUCAGCAGAACACCUCAACAAUCUGCCUCUAUCACACAGAGACCUUUCGCCACCUCCAAGAUAUUAAUGUUGCUUCAAACAUUAACCGUGUGCUGGGAGAAAAAGGUGUUACUGCCUCAAACAUUAGUGUGACUGCUCUCAUCGCCUCACGGGGACUCCUCUGGGUGGGAACAAAUGUUGGUGUUGCCCUGACAAUUCCACUGCCACGGCUGGAAGGUGUACCCAUCAUCAGUGGCCGGGCAAAUGUUAGCUACCACGCUCACAAAGGACCAAUCACAUUCCUCUUAACCCUACAACCCCAUGCCAGGCCACAUGCCACACUCCCUGAAUUGAGGUCCACCUGUCGGCCAUCAAGUCAGGAGGGUCAGUCACAGCAACAAGAUGGCUUGAGGCUCACUAACUCGGAGGAUGCACGAAGUGCCACUGCAACACCAAAUCUCACUGCCCGGCUGGAGAAGCAGCAGAGCGACGGUAGCCUGAUCCCACCCAGACGUGUACCUCCUUUGUUGCGACAGCAGUUCAGCUCCCCUGUAAUCCUGCGUCGCAAGCCGAGAGAUGCCCAGCAGCACAUGAGGCGCCUGUCCAAGACUCUUCCCCGAGGACUGGGACUUGGGACCCUAGCAGGCAGCCAGGAAUGUGACGUGUAUGGCCUGUAUGGAGACUUGUUGAAUGUUCAUGAAUAUGAAGAUGAGCCCAUGGUUCCCGGGGAAGGACUCUUGCUGUCCCGGUAUGAUUCUCUGCGCCGGAGUGAUCCAGAAUUAGCUGUACCAUCUCAGGUCAGCACCCUGGACCGUCGGGUCAGACUCAAAGCCUCUCGACCACGUUCCCUGGACCUGUCAACAUGGUCCAUGGAUUCAAGAGCCUCUUCAGCAUGUACCACAUCCUCAGGAUCAGAAGAUGGUAGUGGCAGUGGCAUCAACAGUGUCAUUACCUCUUGUAACACUUCAAGCCAGCCUGAGUCGGGCAACGUGACGUCCAACAGAACUUCCCGACGCAAGGAGACCGACCAGUCCCGGACCCUCAUGACCCUGAUGGGUGGCCGAGGCUAUGUCAACCUGAGGCUCCACCCGGACGACCCCCACAGCAGCCACACCAAUGACAGUGAUGCACACGUGGUGGUGUGGGAGAUGAAGCUUUAGUCAUUCUUUUCUAGUGAUCUACGUUAAUUAAGCUCAUUUUUCUUUAUUUUCUUAUAGUCCCUGUGCAAUGUGAUAUGUUUUAAGUAUGUGCCCAUAUUUAUGAUGACAUUUAGGCAGAUUAUUGUACUUGGCCAAACCUACAAUAUAUAAUCACCUAAAUAUAUACAAAACCUGAAACGUUAGACUUUUGAGUGAGGGAAUGAGGUGCACCAUUUACUGGUGCCAGUGUUGGUGAGAAUGCUGAUCAGUGUUGAAGAAAGUUUUGUGAUGGUAUCAGUGUUAUGGCAAUUAAGAGACUUGUCUUGUUCUUAUGUUAAUAGCAAACCCCCAACACAAGAUUCAAGAUAAAUGUGUAAGUAAAAUUAUAUGCUUGUCAAGAUGCUCUAUGGAAGAAAAUUACUCUAUAUAUUGUAGUAGUUAUUUAAGUGUAAAUAUCAGAUGACUGCUAUUUUAAAUACAUUAUUUUGGUCAACAAGGCAGGCUUCUGUGCUUGCCAUGGAAAUACUGCAUAUAAACAUCUAAUAAGAA